AAAGUGUUACAUGGAGUUUUAUUUAAAAUUCGAUAUGGGCGCCAGCAUUAGCCACCAGUUUCUCAAGCCGCCUGGGAACCGCGUUAACUGAUUUCACAAGGAACUCUUGUGGGAUGGAAGACAUAACUUCUCCUAUUCCCCCUUCAAGUUCUUCCAAAGUCAUUGGUUUGGUAGAAUAGACUUGCUCCUUUAAUCAUGGAACAUACACAAAAAAAUGAGAAAAAUAUUUCUACAUAUGAAUAAGUAUUUUAAAAUAGGGAGUUACUUUUCACUCAACCAGUAUAUUUACGUCUUGCGCGAGUCCCGUGAGAGUGGGUCCCGGACACAACGCGGUCGUUGAGGGAAGCUUGAGUUUUGUCCUGCACAACUACCCGUAGAAAACCACGGAAGUGGAAGUGGAGGGAAGCUUCUCCAUAACAUUCGCCGAAGUCAUGUCGUGUUUAUCUUAUCGUUGCGCUCAAAUUCAACCGCGUAGCUUACAUACAACGAAGCAAAUACGAUAAUGUAGGUUGUAAACGAACUACCUUUACGGUCGUCGUCGUAGUUAUGUUGCUUUAGGCGCUUGGCGUUAGCUACCUGCGUGGCUAAUGAACGAAGAAUUUAGUAGAUUAGUUUUAGGGUAUAAAAUGGUUCAAAACGUGUUCCGGACCGGGUUUCUGGUUCGGGCCACACAUACCGUGCUGACCUGGGUCAUAACGCUGAUUCUGUUCGUGCACAACACCGACUUGCGUCAGUGUGAAGAGCGCGGCGAGCUGAUGGUUCCUGUGCUGUUCUUCCUGCUGGUGGUGCUGUCGGUGCUGUUAUACUUUGCGGUGUCUCUCAUGGACCCGGGAUUCGUCCUCGCGGACACAGUCAAGCCUUCAGAUCUGGAAAGUGAGUCAAUGAUGCCUCAGUCGUCCAGCUGUCGUCUGCGGCGUUGCGGCUUCUGCCUGCUGCAGCAGCCAAUGAGAGCCAAGCACUGUCCGACCUGUUGCCGCUGCGUUCGCCGCUUCGACCACCACUGCCCGUGGAUCGAGAACUGCGUGGGCGAGCGCAACCACCGCUGGUUCGUGCUCUACCUGAUGGUGCAACUGCUGACCCUGCUCUGGGGGCUACGUGUCGCUUUGUCGGGCAUUUCUCCGAGCGCUACGUGGGAGUCGUGGUUCCGUGCCAACGGCUUCCUGUUGGCGGCUUUGUGUGUGGUGGGCGUGUUCUCUGCGGUGGUGUCGGUGUUGCUGGGUUGCCACAUCUACCUGGUGGCAAUCAACUGCACCACCUGGGAGUUUAUGUCCCGCCACCGCAUCGCAUACCUGAGGGAGUGCGAGGACGACGACAGCCCCUUUGACCGCGGCGUCCUCUGCAACCUGUGGGACUUCUUCUGCGUGUGCGGGGCCGUGGCCUGGGAGCAGGUCUACCACAGGAACGCCCAGAAUCCUGUCUGAGCGCCCUCAAGUCCAGAUCUAAGACUUUAAGACUCAAAAGACUUUAUGACCAAAGGUUCUCAUGCGGACAUUGUCUUUGAACUAUGACCCAACAUGGAUUCUUGACUACCUGAAACCAGCAACUCAAUCAGACGUGAAGUAGAUGGUCCAAACAGGAAGUAGAACCCAGCAGGAAGUAGAUGAACCAGACAGGAAGGAGAUCAAGCCGGCUGAAUGGAGUAAGAAUUGGUUCAUCCUUUAAACAGAUUUUAAAACCCAGCACAGAUUAUUGACUACCUCAAGCCAACAAAUCAAUCAGAUGGGAAGUAGAGUAACCUGGCAAGAAAAAGAUGUACCAGACAGGAAGUAGAUCAACCCACCGUUUUGUAAAUGAACCAAACGGGAAGUAGAUGACCAAGACAAAAAGCAGCAACCAGAUAAACCCACAAUGCAAAUGACCUCCACAGCAAAUUUACAAACCAAGACAGGAAGUACGUGAACUUAUUUAAUUUAUUGAGGACCAGACACACAAAAAACAAUGUGGUGAUCGUGGUGGUGUUUGCGCACAUUCAUUCUCUCGUAUACAGUACAUAUAGCAUAAAUAGCAUUUAGUAACAUUUAAUAACAGUCUGGUUCCUUUGUUUUUUUCCCCCUUUCUUUUGCAUACUGACGGUCAUUAUUAAUGUCAAUCCUUAAUAAUGUCUUGACAUAUUUCAACGUCUGCUGUGUAUCGUGAUGAAUAAAUGACUUUUGUUUGUGGCCGUAAA
Phyllopteryx taeniolatus (common seadragon) is the source of this 2167-nucleotide messenger RNA. Its product is annotated as palmitoyltransferase ZDHHC12-B-like. The transcript is spliced from 5 exons. Gene Ontology annotation, biological process: peptidyl-L-cysteine S-palmitoylation; protein targeting to membrane. NCBI's taxonomy places the organism in Eukaryota, Metazoa, Chordata, Actinopteri, Syngnathiformes, Syngnathidae. The coding region runs from base 588 to 1421 and encodes 277 amino acids. The record is from RefSeq and is a predicted model, not a curated record. Gene Ontology annotation, molecular function: protein-cysteine S-palmitoyltransferase activity. Gene Ontology annotation, cellular component: endoplasmic reticulum; Golgi apparatus.